AUGGCGUCUCAACGGCUGGCGCUGAACUUCCAGCGCUCUCUACGAAGCCGACAAGCUCUCAAUGCGAUCAAAUCUCCCCUUAGACGCUACGCCAACCCUGUUACGCCGACGAGAACAGAAAGCACAACGCUCUCCAACGGCCUAACUAUCGCGACAGAACAUUCGCCAUGGGCUCAGACCUCGACCGUCGGAGUGUGGAUUGAUGCAGGAAGCCGGGCAGAGACGGAUAAGACAAAUGGAACAGCUCACUUCCUCGAGCAUCUUGCCUUCAAGGGCACAAACAGACGCAGCCAGCAUCAGCUAGAGCUCGAAAUUGAAAACAUGGGUGGCCACCUGAACGCAUACACUUCGCGCGAAAACACCGUAUACUACGCCAAAUCCUUCAACUCCGAUGUUCCCAAGACUGUUGAUAUCCUCUCCGACAUUCUUCAGAACUCCAAGCUCGAAUCCGCCGCAGUUGAACGGGAACGCGAUGUCAUCCUUCGGGAGCAAGAGGAGGUUGACAAGCAACUGGAAGAGGUCGUCUUCGAUCACUUGCACGCCACUGCCUAUAUGAACCAGCCCCUCGGACGAACGAUUCUCGGACCAAGGGAAAAUAUCGAGACCAUUUCGCGACAAGAUCUGGUGGACUAUAUUGGCACCAACUACACCGCAGACCGCAUGGUUCUUGUGGGAGCUGGCGGUGUUCCUCACGAGGAAUUGGUCAAGCUGGCCGAGAAGCACUUUUCAGGUCUCAAGUCCGCACCACCUACCUCGUAUGCGGCCGAGAUUGCUGCCGAGCAAAAGCGCACUCCCGAGUUCAUUGGAUCCGAGGUCAGAAUCAGAGACGACACUAUCCCAACUGCUCACAUUGCCAUUGCGGUUGAGGGUGUCAGCUGGAAGGACGAUGAUUACUUUACUGCGCUCGUUACUCAGGCCAUCGUCGGUAACUGGGACCGGGCUAUGGGAAACUCCCCAUACCUGGGCGGCAAGCUCAGCACUUUCGUCCAUGCCAAUAACCUUGCCAACAGCUUCAUGAGCUUCUCUACGAGCUACAGUGAUACUGGUCUCUGGGGUAUCUAUCUGGUCAGUGAAAACAAGACGGCCCUCGACGACCUUGUCCAUUUCACACUCCGCGAAUGGUCCAGACUGUCAUUCAACGUCAGCGAAGCCGAGACGGAACGUGCCAAGGCCCAACUGAAGGCGUCGAUUCUGCUUUCGCUCGACGGUACAACGGCUGUUGCGGAAGACAUCGGCCGACAGAUCAUCACCACUGGACGAAGGAUGGACCCUGCCGAGAUUGAGCGAGUGAUUGGAUCCAUCACCGAGAAGGAUGUCAUGCGCUUUGCCCAGAAGAAGCUGUGGGAUCAAGAUGUUGCAGUGUCGGCUGUUGGAUCGAUCGAGGGUCUUCUCGACUACAACAGAAUAAGAAACGACAUGAGCCGAAAUGCGGCAUAG
Molecule: messenger RNA, 1437 nt
Organism: Exophiala spinifera
Lineage: Eukaryota; Fungi; Ascomycota; Eurotiomycetes; Chaetothyriales; Herpotrichiellaceae
Product: mitochondrial-processing peptidase subunit beta
Exons: 5
Coding region: 1-1437 (478 amino acids)
Cellular component (GO): mitochondrion
Molecular function (GO): metal ion binding; metalloendopeptidase activity
Source: RefSeq, a predicted model, not a curated record